Messenger RNA from Phytophthora sojae, 6105 nucleotides. RefSeq lists its product as hypothetical. Gene Ontology annotation, biological process: regulation of Notch signaling pathway. Gene Ontology annotation, molecular function: Notch binding. The record is from RefSeq and is a predicted model, not a curated record. The transcript has a single exon. Gene Ontology annotation, cellular component: Golgi apparatus. The coding region runs from base 1 to 6105 and encodes 2034 amino acids. Lineage: Eukaryota; Oomycota; Peronosporomycetes; Peronosporales; Peronosporaceae.
AUGACGUUGGUCUCCUACGGGAGCGAAAACCCCGACUGCGUCAAGGUCGAGCAGCCCGAUGCAGCGCUGUCUUCUGCUCACUCCACUACCAAAAGAUGGAGGAAGCUGGCGCUGAUCACAGCAGGAACAGCCCUUUGCGUCGGCAGCGCCCUCGCCACGUACCAAGGCUGGAGCUCCUACCUCACCGACGCAACAGUUGCUGCGAACCGAGCUUCUGCGCCGAGCGGGAUGUUCCUGGAGAGCCAAUACACGUCGGAAGUCAAACCCGACGUGACGCUGCUUACCUCGGGCCAGGAGAUCAUGCUCCGCGUGCGCGGGAAGAACAACCUGUGCGUCGACGACGGAGGCGGCUGGACGGCCGCGUCGUCCAAGUUCACCAACAAGCCAUGCAACCCGAACAGCCCCAACCAGGUCUUCAAGUACAUCUCCACCUCAAAGCAGUUCGCCAGUGUCUACAAGACCGGGCUGUGCAUCGACGAUGGCGGGUCGACCACGGCUUCGGGAUCAAAGGCACAGCUGAACAAGUGCGACGCCAAUAGUCAGAACCAGUGGUUCGUCAUGAACACCAAGACGCUGAUGCUAAAAAACCCAGCCAAGAACAAUUUGUGCUUCGACGACGGUGGCGGCGCCACGACUGGGUCCACCAAGUACGUGCUGUGGACCUGUGACAAUAACAAUCCCAACCAGCACUUCGAGGUGCUGUCCCGUGCUGCUAUGGCGGCCGAGAAGAAGCAGAAGGCGGGGACGACCAUGUACGAUCUCAUGGUCUCCGGCCAGGAGAUCAUGCUUCGCGUCCGUGGCAAGACCAACCUGUGUGUCGACGAUGGAGGGAGCUUCACCGCAUCCACGACCAAGUUCACGGACAUGCCAUGCAACCCGAACAGCGUGAACCAGGUAUUCAAGUACAAUAUCAAGACGGGCGGCCUCGAGAGCAUCAACAAGCCAGGUCUGUGCAUUGACGACGGUGGAGCGUUGAGUGCGGGUGCAGCGACGUCGCGUCUGUGGUACUGCGAUAUCAACAACCAGAACCAGUGGUUCGACAUGGAUGAAUCCACACUCAUGAUGAAGAACCCGGUGAAGGACAACUUGUGCCUUGACGACGGAGGAGGCACGAGAGCUGGAGCAACCAAGGUCACCAUGGGGUCCUGCGACAACAACAGUCCGAACCAGCACUUCGAAGUGCUCUCACGUGCUGCGUUGCUUGAGGAGAAGAAGAAGACGGGGUCCACUCCGUACGAUCUGCUCUUGUCCGGCCAGGAGGUCAUGUUCCGUGUUCGUGGUAAGAGCAACCUCUGCGUUGACGAUGGCGGCGGGUGGAGUGCUGCGGUGUCGACCUUUGUGGACAAACCGUGCAACCCCAACAGCCCCAACCAGGUCUUCAAGUACAACAUCAGGACGCUUGAGUUCGAGAACGUUAACAAACCUGGACUGUGUAUCGACGAUGGCGGCUCAUUGAGUAGUGCUGGGUCUACUGCUCGUCUCGGGUACUGCGACGCCAACAACCAGAACCAAUGGUACGUACUGGACGAGUCGACGCUGAUGCUGCGGAACCCGAUGAAGGACAAUCUAUGCUUCGACGACGGAGGCGGAACAGCAGCAGGAGCUUCAAAGUUUGCCACGAGAACUUGCGACAACAAUAGUCCGAACCAGCACUUCGAGAUCCUUUCGCACGUCGCAAUGAUCGAAGAGAAGAAGAAGAGCGUCGGAACAACUGCGUACGACGUGCUGACGUCCGGCCAAGAGGUCAUGCUUCGUGUUCGUGGGAAGGCCAACCUAUGCAUGGACGACGGAGGCGGCUGGAGUGCUGGCGCGACGAACUUCAUCGGCCAGCUCUGCGAUCCGGACAGCCCCAACCAGAUUUUCAAGUACAAUCUCCAGACGCGCGAGUUCGAGAACGUCAACAAGCCAGGGCUCUGUAUUGACGACGGUGGUUCUUGGAAGGCUGGUGGGUCGCAGGCACAUCUGUGGUACUGUGAUCCGAACAAUCAGAACCAGUGGUUAGUCCUUGAUGAGGAUACGUUGAUGCUGCACAACCCUACGAAGCCCGACUUGUGCCUCGACGACGGAGGAGGAGCAUUCCCUGGCGACACGAAUUUUGUACUGUCAAAUUGCGGUGAAGACAACCCGAACCAGCACUUCGAGAUCAUUUCGCGUACAGAUUUUGUCGAAGCACGGAGACAGAAGAGAAUCGAGGCAGGAAUCGACGACGACGUCGAACUUCUCAACUCCGGAGGGAAAAUUAUGCUUCGAGUUCAUGGCAAGAACAAUUUGUGUGUCGACGACGGAGGCGGUCGCUCGAACGGUGCAACGAAGUUCGUGGACCGCGCGUGCAAUCCGAGCAGUCCGAACCAAGUGUUCACAUACGACGCCAAGACUCGCCAGUUCAAGAGCGUGAACAAGCCGGGAUUGUGCCUGGACGACGGCGGUAGCUCGAGUUCGGGCUCGGCUCAAGCGCAAUUGUGGGAGUGCGACGCAAACAACCAGAACCAGUGGUUUGUACUUGACGAGGAAACCAUGAUGCUGCGUAAUCCAGCGAAGAAGAAUUUGUGUCUUGACGACGGUGGAGGCACGGCCCCGGGCGCCACGAAGUUCUGGCUGUGGACGUGCGACCCCAACAACGUGAACCAGCACUUCGAGGUCCUUUCGUACGAGAAAAUGGCCGAGGAGCAGAAGCAGCGGCUGAUCGCUGCUGGACGUAACAGCGACGUCGAGAUUCUGAACUCGGGAGAGUCGAUCAUGCUUCGAGUCCGUGGCAAAGAAAAUCUGUGCGUUGACGACGGAGGCGGGCGCUCCAAUGGCGCUACGAAGUUUGUGGACCAACCCUGCAACCCGAACAGUAUGAACCAGCUAUUCACGUACGACCCGAACACGUACCAGUUCAAAAGCGCCAACAAGCCAGGGCUGUGCAUGGACGACGGGGGAGGUUGGGGUGCUGGCCAAACGACCGCUCACCUGUGGGAAUGCGACCCAACGAACCAGAACCAGUGGUUUGUUCUGGAUGAGGACACCAUGACGCUGUACAGCCCGGCCAAGGACAACUUGUGCUUCGAUGACGGCGGUGGCACGACGCCAGGAUCGACCAAGUAUUGGCUGUGGACGUGCGAUGGCAACAACCCCAACCAGCGCUUCGAAAUUCUCUCUGCUGCCGCGCUGGCUGCGGAGAAGAAGAAGGCGCGGAUUGCUGCGGGCAACACAGCAGUCGACAUCCUCGUGUCCGGCCAAGAAAUUAUGCUUCGGGUUCGUGGCAAGAGCGACUUGUGUAUUGACGAUGGCGGCGGUCAUCUGAAUGGGGAAACAGACUUCGAAAACCAACUAUGCGACCCGGACAGCCCCAACCAGAUCUUCACUUACAACCCGAUGACGCACCAAUUCCAAAGCGCCAAUAAACCGGGUAUGUGUAUUGACGACGGUGGUGGCUGGAGCUCUGCAGAGACAGCGGUUCACUUGUGGGAGUGCGACCCGUACAAUCCGAACCAGUGGUUCGUCAUGGACGAGGGCACAUUGGUGAUAUUCAACCCCGCAAAAGACAACCUGUGCUUCGAUGAUGGCGGUGGCAUGACACCAGGUGAGACAAAGUAUGUGCUGUGGACCUGCGACGACAACAACCCGAACCAGCACUUUGAGGUGCUACCUCGAGCUUCAAUGAUAGCGGAGAAGAGGAAGCGACUCAUUGCUGCGGGUGUUGACGACGACAUCGACCUCCUCAACUCGGGUCAGCCUCUGAUGCUUCGUGUCCGUGGUAAGGACAACCUCUGUGCGGAUGACGGCGGUGGCCACUCGAAUGGAGACACCAACUUCGUGAAUAUGCCUUGCGACCCGAACAGCCCCAACCAGAUCUUCACCUACGACGCCAAGACGCACCAAUUCAGGAGUGUGAACAAACCCGGUUUGUGUCUGGACGACGGUGGUGGGUGGAGUGCAGCUCAGACGACGGCGCAUUUGUGGGAUUGCGACCCGAACAACCAAAACCAAUGGUUCAUCCUGGACGAGGACAACAUGAUGCUCCGAAACCCUGUGAAGCCCAACUUGUGCUUCGACGAUGGCGGCGGUAUGACUCCUGGCACUAGUAAGUACUGGCUGUGGACUUGCGACACGGCCAACACGAACCAGCACUUUGAAAUUGUGUCUCCAGCGUUGAUGCCACCGCUGGUGCUGAAGGACGCAAGUGCUGUUUCAGAUGGACAAACCUUAGACAACCCCGAUGCCCAAUACAUCAAGACAAUCGAAUCUGGAAUUAAGGUGCUGAUCCGAGCGCACCAGAAGAAGAACCUCUGCCUGGACGACGGUGGAGGCCGCUCCAAUGCCGAGACCAAAUUUGUGUACCAACCGUGUGACCCCAACAGCCCCAACCAGAUCUUCUCGUACGACGUUGACGCGAAGGAAUUCCAGAGUGUGAACAAGCCUGGUCUGUGUCUAGACGACGGUGGAGGCUGGAAUGCUGGAGAUAGCACGGCUCACUUGUGGCAGUGCGACUCGGGCAAUGAGAACCAGUGGUUCGUGACCGACCCAGACACCAUGUUGUUCCACAACCCGGCGAAACCAGGACUUUGCUUCGAUGAUACUGGCGCUACGGAGCCCAGCAAGUCGAACUUCAUUAUGUGGUACUGCAACUCAGACACUCCUAACCAACAGUUUGAAGUGGUGCCUCAAUGGGAGCUGCUCGGGAUCACGCCGGACGUUGCGCCUCCUCCACUUCCGAAGAUUGGAGACGGGCUGUGGAGCACUAUUGAUAAUGGGAAUGACGUUCUGCCACCUCCCGCUCUAAGCGACGUCCUACCGCCGGUUGUCGUGGAUAAUAACGGUGGCGUUGUGGGACCUACUCCGCCCAAUGCUGAAGACGGAGGCUUCGACUAUUCUAACGUCGUAGUGCUACGUAAUGAUGACAAUGUUAUCACCCCUCAAGUGGAUUCGAGUGGUUUCGGAUCGACUGGGGGUAAAGGUGCCAUGACAACGACCAGCGUUAGCGACGGUGGAAUUGUUGCUACUCCUGAGCCGCAACCAUACAACCCGGCUACUCCUAGUCUGAUCGACGGUGACAGUGUCCAACCUACUUACACCAAUCCCGGGUGGAAUUAUGGCGGAUCUACUGGCAACGCUGUUGCGAUGGAGCCGACAGACAACCAAAACCCGGGAUUGGAAUAUACCCCUACGACUCAACGCCCGAUCAUUGAGGACGGUGGAAUCGUCGCCAUCCCUCCUUCGAACGACGCGGUAGUUUCCGUGCAAUCUACAGACGCAACUACUGCAGGAUGGGGGGACACCCACGCCGACAGCUCUGGUCCCGCACAGGAUAUCUUCUCGGGCACCAGUAACCCAGACACUGCGUCAACCCCAGCGGUUGAUAGUCCGACGAACCCCGACCAAGUCGGCCUGGUGGGCCCGGCAGUGCUGCCGUUCCAGGAGGACAACAACUUGCCAAUCCCCAAUGCUCCCGUUAUCAGGAAGGCCGACUUGCCUCUGGCCAACUACGGAGACUGCGACUGGAACCUGCUGGCGCCGUCGAACGACACGCUCUUGAUCAUCAACAAGGACGACUCGCCGAUCAUCUCGGCGGCCAAGAUCUUCAAGUACUUGCAGACUAUCAAGGAACACGCCGACGUGGAGCACCAGGUGACGAUGGACCGCUACAAGCGCACCUUCCAGUGUGCGACCGACGGCCUGAAGACGCUGGCCAAGGACGCGGUGACGAGCGACGAGUACCACGUGCUGGUGCAGUGGAUGUACGACCACUGCGCGGCCGGAGCGACCGGUGUGAAGCCCGCCGAGAACCCGUCCGGAUCCAUCUCGGACGAUGUGCUCAAGGGCGACGACGUGGCCGUGCUCGUGAACGACGACAAGAUCAACCGGCAGUUCAUGACCAAGCUGGACUUCUACUACGAGAUCAAGAACCACUACGCGGACAAGAACGCGGAGCUGGUGGGCAACGCGGCGGUGGCCAACUUGCGGUCGUCGGAGACGCUGAAGCUGGAGAAGAAGCUGGUGGACUGCAUCGAGGAGGCCUCGGAGCGCUUCGGUUACAAGCAGGACCAGACGUCCAACGAAGACCGCGAAGACCGCCUCAAGCAGGCCAUCGCAUGGGUGCAUGACACGUGCAUGGCUUCGUAA